UGGUGGAGCUCUCCCCGGAUGGAAGCUCCUGCCGCGGAGUGAUGGUGGCGGCAGCGAACAUGGGCCGGGCAGGGACCAUGGCGGUGGCAGCAGAGGUGGCAGGGGCGGGGCAGCUGGUGGUAGAGGAGGCUGUGGUGUUCAGGGGUCUGUAGGUGGAGGCAUGGCUCGGGCCAGCAGCGGGAACGGCAGCGAGGAGGCCUGGGGGGCACUUCAGGCGCCGCAACAGCAGCUUCGAGAGCUGUGCCCAGGAGUGAACAACCAGCCCUACCUCUGUGAGAGUGGACAUUGCUGCGGGGAGACUGGCUGCUGCACCUACUACUAUGAACUCUGGUGGUUCUGGCUGCUCUGGACUGUCCUCAUCCUCUUUAGUUGCUGUUGCGCCUUCCGCCACCGACGAGCUAAACUUCGGCUGCAACAACAGCAGCGGCAGCGUGAGAUCAACUUGUUGGCCUACCAUGGCGCAUGCCACGGGGCUGGCCCUGUCCCUGCCAGUUCACUGCUUGACCUUCGCCUUCUCAGCGCCUUCAAACCCCCAGCCUAUGAGGAUGUGGUUCACCGCCCAGGCACACCACCACCUCCUUAUACUAUGGCCCCAGGCCACCCCUUAACUGCUUCCAGUGGCACCUGCUGUUCCUCUGCAUCCAACUGCCCUGCCCACUGCGAGGGGACAAAUGUGGAAGGUGUUUCCUCCCACCAGAGUGCCCCCCCUCAUCAGGAAAGUGAGCCUGGGGCAGGGGUCAGCCCACUCCACACACCCCCCUCUUGCCGCUAUCGUCGCCUGACUGGUGACUCGGGUAUCGAGCUCUGCCCUUGUCCUGAUUCCAGUGAGGGUGAGCCAAUCAAGGAGGUGAGGGCUAGUACCAUCCCAUCAGAUCUGGAGGACCACUCCCCUUGUACACUGCCCCCAGAUCCCAUUCCACAGGUCUCUCCCAUGGGUCUGGCUUCCAGUGAAGGGGACAUCCCAUGAGUAGUUUCAGGAGGGUGGGUGAGCCACUGGCCCACCACGAACAGCCCUGGCCUUUAUUCCUCCUUGGUUCCUCCCUGCCCUCCUAGAAUCUGCCUGAAAGGGCUGGAGCCCUGAGGAGAGGGGCAGUACUGGGGGACUGUGCUAGCUUUGCCCAUCCCAAAACAUACACAGGAGCCUUCGAUCUCAUUAAAGAGAUGUGAACCAGC
Molecule: messenger RNA, 1173 nt
Organism: Sciurus carolinensis (gray squirrel)
Lineage: Eukaryota; Metazoa; Chordata; Mammalia; Rodentia; Sciuridae
Gene: Wbp1
Product: WW domain binding protein 1
Molecular function (GO): WW domain binding
Source: RefSeq, a predicted model, not a curated record